CACGCGUGCCGAUAAGACGCGGGCCGCCGCUGUCGCUCCCACAGCGUUCGCGUAGCGCAGAUCUUUACCUUUUUGCUUUGCUUUCUCGCGCUUCCCCACGACCACGGCGCGGUGGGUCGGCGGGCUGGUUGUAACCGAGCCAAAUAGACGGGCCCCGGCCUUUGUGUGGAUAUCCGCUUCGUAUUCGGCCGGCCGGUCGGUUCGAUAUCAUCCCCCGGUGUUUAGUGGUGCCUUGCCCAGGUCUGCAGCAGUUCGCGCGGCUUUGCAUUCGCUCCCUAGCAACGGGUUGGGGCGCAUGGGCGCCAUCGGUUCCUACGCUCAACCCGCACCGAUGCAACAGGUGUUUGGUGUGCGGCAGUGUGGCUGUUCGGGAUAUCGGGCCGCGGCACGUAAGUGAUAACGGCCGAUCGGUGACAUAGUGCAUAGUGUCUAAAUUUAUACCACCACCCGCAUCACUGCGUUCUGUGGGUUAAAGCGUGCUGUUAGGAGUGCGCAACAAAAUAAUGGCAAACAACAGGCAACCGUGUGUGUGUGUGCAGAGUGUGUCGUGUAGUGAAUGAUUCGUAACCCGAUACCAUCAAAUUAGUUGCGUUGCCGAUGGUGAUGCUGGUAUGUCGAAAAUAAGUGUAAAGUGCUUUACCUACCCAGCCACAUCACUCACACGGAUCGAUUAAAAGUGUGCGUAGAGAAAAGGGCACUCUGUGCUGCCGUUGUGUGCUAACACAGUAACGCCUUUCAGUGGUAGUUACAAGAGCGUUACAAGAGCGUUACGACAGUGGCUGCGUACGUGAAAUCGUCAGCAAACGGGCAGCGAAAUUGAUUAAAGCAAAACAGAAAGUGCAAGCCAUUUAAAGAGCAUUCAUCUUGCAUCGCCAACAAACCAGCACCACGACCACAGACCAGUAGCACUAGCGUGUGACGUCAUGGCCAGUGGGCUGCUGAAGGUGGAACCUCCGGCCAACAAUGGGACGGGGCUGGUCCCGGGACGGUUGUCCCUUAGCAGCGACAACCUGGCGACGGGCAGCCGGCUCGGCAAUGGCGAACGGGGCGGCUCCCUCACACCAAACCUUCCCUCGAUGGAUCGGCUCAGUGCGCCGAUACUGACGCGCCGCAAGUUCAGCUUCCCUGCCAACCUGCACUCGACGGCACUGCUCGGGUUCCCCGAGAUCGGUCACCGGGAUGGCUUCGGGAUGGGCGGCUCGUCACUGUCCGCCUCCAGUACCGCACUGUCCGCCCGGAGGCGGCUGAGCAACGUGAGCGACGUCGUGACACGCAAGCUCUCCAGCACGAUCGGCUGGAAGCAACCGGUCCUGCCGUCCCAGGACAUCAUCACCCAGGGCAAGUGUCUGUGCGGACAGUACAUUCGGUGCCGGUUGAAGCGAUCCGGUGUGUUUAACCGGAAGCUGGGGCUGCAGCGCAUCCGGAGCAUCGUCGGCACACCGUCGAUCCACGUCGUACGGGAAGUUUUCCCCGCCUUGCUCAGUGUGGGUGAGGAGCUGGAGCGUAUGUAUCCACGCAUCUACAACGGCAUUGCCCGCCAGCUAACCCGCUUCGGACGGGGCGAGCUCAAAACGCCCGAAACCGCCCCGGUACUGCUGAGUGCGAUCGCGCGCGAUCUCUUCAAGGCGGACAUUACGUGGGGCAAGGUGGUGUCACUGUUUGCCAUUGCCGGCGGGCUUUCGGUGGACUGUGUCCGGCAGGGCCAUCCCGACUAUCUGCCCAAGCUGGUCGAGGGUGUGGCGGACGUGAUCGAGGACGAGCUGGUCACGUGGAUAUCGGAAAACGGUGGAUGGAUCGGACUGGCAAACAAGGUGCGGCCACCGCAGGAAGAGAUCACGUUCACUGGACGAUGUUUAGUAGGAGCGAGCUGUGUGAUAGCGCUAUUUAUACUCGUCUUUCUGCUAAAGACGCUAGGCUUAUAUUUAUUUCCAAAUAUAUUCUCCUAAUUUUA
Molecule: messenger RNA, 1951 nt
Organism: Anopheles merus
Lineage: Eukaryota; Metazoa; Arthropoda; Insecta; Diptera; Culicidae
Gene: Buffy
Product: bcl-2-related ovarian killer protein
Exons: 4
Coding region: 924-1946 (340 amino acids)
Biological process (GO): extrinsic apoptotic signaling pathway in absence of ligand; regulation of apoptotic process; intrinsic apoptotic signaling pathway in response to DNA damage
Cellular component (GO): mitochondrial outer membrane
Molecular function (GO): protein heterodimerization activity; protein homodimerization activity
Source: RefSeq, a predicted model, not a curated record